Haemorhous mexicanus (house finch) is the source of this 1086-nucleotide messenger RNA. RefSeq names its product valosin containing protein lysine methyltransferase (gene VCPKMT). Gene Ontology annotation, biological process: peptidyl-lysine methylation. The transcript is spliced from 5 exons. NCBI's taxonomy places the organism in Eukaryota, Metazoa, Chordata, Aves, Passeriformes, Fringillidae. Gene Ontology annotation, molecular function: protein-lysine N-methyltransferase activity. Bases 32 to 703 code for a protein of 223 amino acids. Gene Ontology annotation, cellular component: cytosol; cytoplasm. The record is from RefSeq and is a predicted model, not a curated record.
GGCGGGGCCGCGCCGCCUCAGAGCCGCGGCCAUGGCGGGCUUCGUGAGGGAGCUGGAGCGGCGGGCCGGGCCGGCGCUGCGGCUGGAGCAGCGGGCGGCCGGCGGCGUGGGCUGUGUGGUGUGGGACGCCGCGCUGGUGCUCGCCAAGUUCUUGGAGACCGGCGCCUGCCCCCUCGCCCGCCGCCACGUCCUGGAGCUGGGCGCGGGCACCGGCGCCGUCGGCAUCAUGGCAGCCACGCUGGGGGCGAACGUGACGGUCACAGACCUGGAGGAGCUGCAGGAGCUGUUGAUGGUUAAUAUUGAGAAUAACAAGCACCUGGUCACAGGUUCCGUCCGAGCCAAGGUACUGAAAUGGGGUGAAGAUGUAACAGAAUUUCAGCCUCCCCCCGAUUAUAUACUCAUGGCUGAUUGCAUUUACUAUGAGGAGUCCUUGGAGCCCUUGCUGAAGACCCUGAAGGACCUGACUGGCCCUGACACUUGUGUGCUGUGCUGCUAUGAACAGAGGACGAUGGGGAAGAACCCUGAAAUUGAGAGAAAAUACUUUGAACUGCUCCAGAGGGACUUUGAGCUGGAGAAAAUUCCCCUGGAUAGGCACGACGAGGAGUAUCGGAGCGAGGACAUCCACAUCGUGAGCAUCCACAGGAAGCAGAUGGUAGGCCCACAGACUCCCAGGAUGCCUUGGGUUGUUGGGAAGGGACCUUAAAGCUCAUCUCAUUCCACACCCUGCCGUGGGCAGGGACACCUUGCACUGGAAUGGUUCAUGGCACCAGCACAGCUACUGCUGCCAGGAAUUCCCAGAGCUGCUGUUUCCUUGGCACAGCGUGAGCACUCCAGGGGUGUGCUCCAGUCUGACUGUGAAAUUUGGGACCCCGUGGAACCACAGCCCUGCUGUACAAAGGAGCUGCUUUGUUCCCAAUCCUGGUGCUCCAGGUGCCAGUCUUCCUCUUCAGCGCUACCUGUGAGCUUCACAUUUCUCCUGCUUCCAUGCACUGGUGGGCUGGGAUCUCCAAACUGGAGUUUAGAGGCACCAAAGUAAUAAAAAUAAAAUGCCUGGUGCCGCUUUUGGCACCGUGGGCUCUGCUGUGC